GAGAGAGAGAGAGAAAGAUGGGAAAGCAACUAAACUUUGCUUCAGCCGAAAGCUCUUCUUUUCCUCAGCCUUUAUGUCUUCUUCACAAUUUGUUAUUGUCAUUUUCACCAUAAUUUUAUCUUUCAAAAAUGCCCAUUUUUCUUUUUUGGGUUUCAUUUUCUCAUUUUAAUACUUUCUUUCUUUUCUCUCGUAUGAGACCUUCUUAACUUAACUCUCUCUCUUACUUUUCCAUUGUUUUCUCAGCUCCUUCUUCUUGUUGUUUCUUGAGAUUGUGAGCUUUUAUGGGCAUUUUUUAUUUUUCUUCUUCUUCUUCUUCUUUUCUUUCUUUAAAUAUUUAAAGGUGAAGACUUCAAGAUUGAUAUGGUAAAAGCCUAAAACGUCUCAUCUCCUUAAAGUAAACAUAUAUUUAUCACUUUUUUCAGUUCAAGCAAAAAGCUUUAUACCAUUCUAAAGAAAAGCUGAGUACAAGGUUGUUUCAGGUGAAUGAAAAGUAAAGUUUCAUAGCUAAGGAAUAAGCAUGGCCAGGCUAACACCACCAAAAAGCCCUUUAGUGAGUGAUAAGAACAACCACUCAGGUUGUAUGUGGAGCUUAUAUAGCCUCUUCGAAUUUCGACAAGGUAAUUCUAGAAGGAAGAUGAUUUCAGAUAAGAAGAUUUUCAAAAGAGAAGGUUUUGAUGAUGGAAAUGUUAAGCAGCAUGAUUUGCAUACCAGAUUUGGUGAAAAAUGCGAAGGAAGAGUAGCAGAUAGAAAUGAGAACUUUGUUGGGCCCAGUAUGGCAAAUGAAAACAAGCUUAGAAGGGAAGAUGAUUCUAUGAAUGAGAAGCAGAUACAUAAAAAGUAUAUGCACUCUACUUCUGAACAUGGUCAUUUAGGUAGGAAUCAUGGAAAGGCGAGUGGAACAGAUCGAGGGCAUUGUCAUGUUCCUAUGCACAGUCGGAUUGAUUCAGCAAAACAGAAGCAACUUCUUCAUAAAAAUGCAGUGGCUAAAAUUGUAGAUAAGGUAGAAUCAGGAAAAGGAAUUGGUAAAAAGGCGCGUCUCAAGAAAAGGAGAGGCUGCGGUUGCAAAAAUAUCGAUUUUGUCAACUAUGAUGAGCUCAACAAGAUUAAUCCACAGUUGCUAAAGGCUAAUGAUGUGGCUGAGGCAAUUGUGAAUCAGAAAUUUAUUGAAGGGAAGUACCUCAACAGAGAUGGAAUAAACCAGCAGUCUAACCAGUUAUUGGAUGCUUUAGAGAUUUUGAAUUCGAACAAGAAUUUGUUUACAAAACUCUUGCAAGAUCCCAAUUCUUUGUUAGUGAAACACAUUCAAGAGUUGAGGGAUUGUCAAGAACAACAACAGCAGACGAAAUCAUCUAGUCAAAAUUCGACAACCUGUGAUGAUCCACAGAGUUCUGACACAAUAGUAGUUCUAAAGCCUGGCUCAACAAGCUUGCAAGAUUCUUCUUCAGACAAAAUCAAUCAUUGCUCCUCACCAAAGUAUUGUCAUGGUGUGGAAAAACAUGUUCAAAGUGUUAGACCUGCCUAUUUUUCCCUUGGUCAUAUAAAAAGAAAGUUCAAACAUGCUAUGGGAGUAGCCAGAAAAGACCAGGACUUGAUGUCAAUUGAUGGUGUGCAAGUGCAAAAUAGAUCUUCAUCUCCCACUGAAGAUGGGAAUAAAGGAAAAGGCACGGAGACCAUAAGAAGAAACUUCCGAAUAGAAAAUAAAGAAGUCGAAGAUUAUUCUUUUGACAUCGCGAAAAGAGACAAGAUAGCCAAGCUAAAAGAUUUCAAAGCAAGAAUUGGACAAGAAACUGCUUCCAGGAGUGAAAGUGCUCAUGAAAACUCGAAUUUGUCGAAUUUUAGCCAUCCUAAGAGAAGUGAAUCUAGAAUAUACAUUGAGGGCCGGAGGCAUUACUAUGAAUCUGAAUUGUUGGACAACAAAAAUGAGGAUGGCAAUUUUUUUCCAAAAGAGGUACCGUUGUUUAUGCAGAGGACAGUCUCUUCUCCUGACUAUGACUUAUUGCCUAUACAAAGUCCUAGGAGUGACAUCAAGACUGGCUUUGUUACUGCUCAAAUGAGAUUUUCCCCCUACAGCUAUAGCCAAGUGGCCUAUGAGAACAGUUGGAGGCAUGAAAAAGAACAUAAAAGUAGCUAUUCAAGUUUGCUGAAUCGAAACAUAGAUUUGACAAAUGAUAAUAAUAAACUCAACAGUCAAUUCCAAGAUGUUGAUGAAAAGCUAUCUGAUCAUGCCCAAGUUCUUGAAGUUUAUUCGAGUAAUAGAGGACAAACAAAUCCAGUGGAAUUCCAAUGUGCAGAGAAGAAUGUUGACAUGGAAGCUACUAAUAUAAGACACUCAGAAGAAACAAGUUCUUCAAUGCUGUCUGCAUCAGAUAGCUCAGACGAUAUCUCUACCUCAGAUACUAGCGACGAUACACAGCAAAAAUCAACUGAUCUUUUGGAUGCACCAUCUCAAUCAUGUAACACUGACAAGAUUAGUACAAAUCAAAACACUGACACUACAAACACAGAUGAAGAAAAUGAAUGUUUUAAGUGCUCAAGAAUGGAUCCCUUGUUCGAGGAUCAACCUUCAACAUGUUCUACUGAGGUUUUACCUUCAACUCCAUCAAACAGUGUGAGAGUAGAGGAGGACCCUGAUAGAAUUAAAGAUGGAGGAAAUCAAUCAAGUCCAAUUUCUGUUCUUGAGCAGUUUUUCACAGAUGUUUCUAGUCCUCAAAGCACCAUGAGCCAACCUGCUUCUGCUCUUAUGAUCCCCCAUUUGGACACUGAAGUCAACAUAACCACUUCUUCAAAUCUUUAUGGAUCAAUCUCUGAGUAUGUAAAGGCAGUGUUGCAAGCGUCUGGCUUGAAUUGGGAUGACAUUGAUUUGAAGUGCCACGGAUCAGACCCGCUUCUCUACUCAUGUUUGCUUGACUCAUCAAAGUGUCAGUCUAGCCAAUUCUGUGGUGAUUGUAAGCUAAUCUUUGACUUCAUUAGUGAAGUUCUUCUAGAGGUUUAUGACAGUCAUUUCAGAUGCUCUGGUGGGCUCUCAUUUAUCAAGUUGAGCAUUGUCCAUUUGCUUCCAGUGGAGAAUUUUGUGAAUCAAGAAGUGAUGAAACGUGUAGGUUGGCAUUUGCAGCCACAUUCAUCUCCAAGAACAAUGGAGCAACUCAUUGGAAAUGACUUGAAAAGGUCUGAAACAUGGUUAGACAUCCGAGCCGAUGUUGUAGACAUCAUUGGUGAGAUGGUAGAAGAUACUUUGGAUGAGUUAGUGAUGGAAACCAUAGAUGAUAUGCAUAGUUAUUAGUUGAACAUCCUUUUUGAGUGAAGAUAUUAGUCAGCAAGAGGAGUAGAAUGGUACAACUCAACUUGGUUUGUAUGAACAUAACCAGAGUACUUGUAACAAUUUCAUUUGAUGGGUUCUAGCAUAAGGAAGCUUCUCCCUGAUUUAAAGGUGUAAAAUCCUAAAUUAGGAGUCUUUUUAUUAAAUAUAUUUUAUCAAUUUAAUUGGUAUUUUCGAAAUUCCAUAAGUAGAUUUUGUCUCUUUUUUGUAAGAAUAAAUUCUAUAUUAAGUGUAUUUUAUUUAGUUAAAGUUUCCUUAUUUA
This is a messenger RNA of Humulus lupulus (European hop), 3578 nucleotides long. RefSeq lists its product as uncharacterized. The record is from RefSeq and is a predicted model, not a curated record. Lineage: Eukaryota; Viridiplantae; Streptophyta; Magnoliopsida; Rosales; Cannabaceae. The transcript is spliced from 7 exons. The coding region runs from base 518 to 3280 and encodes 920 amino acids.